UGUGUGAUCACGUGUGUGUGAUGUAUCAUAUGUUUGGUGGCUCCUCCUCCUCCACGACAGCUGCUGGUGAAAGUGAAACUAUUACAGCAGGAGCCAUUUUACAGUAAAGCCUCGUUCAAGAAAAUAAAAAAUAAACAAGAUAAAAACACAGUUUAACUCUCUAUGUUCUGACACUGCGUGUUCAUCAUGAAUCUCUCUAGAGAGACAAAAAGUUUGACUCGUGGAGAAUCUCCUAAACCCAGUUGUGUGUCUAUGAAGAGUGACAGAUCAAUGGAUAUUCCACUUAACUUCAGUUCAGGAGACUGUGAUGAUACAGAUGUGAGUAACACAACAAAUGGAUCCUUCAAAGGGAAGCACAUGGAUUCUGUUUUCCAGGAGGUUGAGCACAAACUCGUCUCUCUCAUGAAGAAAGAGCUGAAAAUCUUCAAGAGUCUACUGAGUCCAGAUUACCCAUCGUGCUCUGAGAGAGAAGAGGAGGAUGAUGAAGAUCAGAUCAGAGUCAGAGAGAUGUUUCUGAAGAUCACACUGAACGUCCUGAAGAAGAUGAAGCAGACAGACCUCGCAAACAAACUACAGACCAGUAAGAGCUCUCAGUCAUGUGACUAUUACAUCACUUUACCUUCAGACGAACAGACACAGUGUCUGUAUUUACUGAUGAUUAUUAGUGAAAAUACAUUUACAGUUAAUAAAUCAAUAGAAUAGAACCAUGAAGCUUUUUGUGUUCAUCUAAUGUCAUGAUCAUCAAAAUGUUAAAAUACUCUUGAGUCAAAUAUAAUAACAGAUUAGACAAAAUAUUAAUUUGGUUUAAAAAUAAGAAAAUACACAUGUUCAUACAUAUAGGGCUGCAACAAACGAUUAUUUUGAUAGUCGACUAAUCUAACGAUUAUUAGAUCGAUUAAUCGACUAAUUGGCUAGUAUUUCAAUGACUAAUCAGUACGUUUUUAAUGAUUAUUCAGCUUUUGCAACUAGUUAAAACAUUGAGUUAUAGAUAAUUUACGUAAUGAAUAAAAUCAAUUCAGCUUUUGAAAUUUGCUUUAAUGAACUUGAACCAACUGGUUACUCUCUUUAAGUUUGCUGAUUCUGUCCAACUCGAAUCACACAAAUACUCUCUAGAAACUUUUAAAUACAAAUAAAAAUAUAUAAAUCAGGUACAUUAAAGGCAUUUUUUUUUAAAUGGAAACAAAUCUCUUGACUAGGGCUGUCAAAAUUAACGCGUUAACGCGAGAUGAUUAAUUACUGUAAUUAACGGCGAUAAUUUUUUUAACGCAUUAACGCAUUCCCGCCAUGUUUUACCCACAAUUCAAACCCCGCCGCGUUCAUUCCUCGUCGCGUAAACAUCGUACUGACACGAGCGAGAUGGAGGUGUCCGAAUAACCCGUCGGCCCGCUGGAUGGACAGUUCGAAUAUAAAAAAAACAAAGAUGGAACACUAAAUAAACAUGUUGUGGUUUGCUCACACUGCAGGAAGGACUUUUCGUUUCACCGAAGCAGCUCUAGCCUUAAGUACCAUCUCAACGCCAAGCAUUCAUUUGUUGGGGCUUCCACUUCAGGUGUUAAGCCUGGCAUGCGUCAGACCACCCUCACCGAACGCAGGGCAUUAAGUAAGUCUACGUCUGAGAAGCUGACAGACACAAUUGCCAGAUGGAUAGCCAAGGAUUGUAGACCGAUUACUAUUGUCGAGGACAAGGGCCUCGCGGAAGUUUUAAAAGUGGCAACUUUAGACGCGUUCUACAAGCCACCGUCGAGAGGCACAGUGAUGACUAAAAUCAACGAACUAUAUGAUGCCAAAAAGAAAACAAAGGAAGAGGAUUUGGCUUCAGCGGAAUAUGUUGCUUUGACAGGAGACCACUGGACCUCCGUGAGUAACAACAAUUAUCUCGGCGUGACGGCGCAUCACAUCACUAAAAGCUGGAAACUUAAGUCGUUUGCUUUAACCGUGAUGAAAACAGAAGAGCGUCACUUUGCAGAGGUGUAUGCGCAACAGUUUCAAAACGUGGCAGACAAGUGGAAUAUUGAAGAAAAAAAAUCACAACAAUAGGGACGGACAGUGCACGCAAUAUGACUGCAGCGGCUAAACUGCUGCCGUAUGAGCACAUGCCCUGCAUCGCUCACAUGCUACAGAGAUGUAUCAACGUGAGCCUCUCCAACAGUGGAUUUGCGAAUGUGUUGGCCAAGUGUCACAAAAUUGAGGGUCACUUCAGACACAGCGCAGCAAACACCAUGGAGCUUCAAGCACAGCAAGCGACCCUGGGCCAGCAGCGGGAGCCACUGAUCCAAGACGUGCCAACGCGAUGGAAUUCCACGGUGGAAAUGAUCAAGCGCCUGAACCGCAAUCAAGCAGCACCAAAAGCAACGCUGGACCAACAACAUCACAAACUGGUUAUGCUGACGCCACCAGAAUGGGACAAGCUGCAGAGACUGAGCACUCUCCUAGAGCCCUGCAGGUACGUAACUGAGAUUCGGUGUGGAGAGGCCUAUAUCUCCUGCUCAGUGGUACUGCCUGCCCUCUGCCAUCUGCGUCAAGUGAUGAAGGUCUCUGAAGAAGACCCUGCAUAUGUGGUGAAAUUUAAAACAAUCUUCAUGGAAGAACUAGCAUUCCGCCAGGAAAGUACAAACAAUGCAUGGCUCAAGCUUGCAACAGCGCUGGAUCCACGUUUCAAAGACUUGAAGAGUCUGCCCAAGAGUGAAAGGAAAGAGGUGUGGACCUCACUUGGAGGCAUGCUUUAUGAACAAUCACCCAGAAGGUCUCUGCUGACUUCUCAAGAUGGACCACCCAGGAAGAAAUUUCACCUUCUACAAAUGGGCUCAGAUUCAGAGUCAGAUGAAGAGGUGCAACCUGACAGAGACAUACACGGGUACAGAGCAGAACCAAGCAUAAGUAUGGAGGACUGCCCCAUGCAGUGGUGGGCUGCUCAUUCAGGAGCACAUGACAAGCUGGCCCGCCUUGCCCGGAAAUAUCUAGCGACUCCUGCAUCCACGGUUCCAUGCGAACGACUCUUCUCAGUCGCAGGCCAUAUUGUUCAGAAGAAACGGUCCGCUUUACAUUCAGAAAAUGUUAACCAGUUAGUUUGCCUUAGCAACUGGCUAAAAGAUGAAUAAAUAAAAGAUAACAGGGCCACAUGCAAUUGUGUGAAAGUUUAGUUGUUUGUUCAAAAAGAAAAAGGUUCAUUCACCUUUCCUGUUUUUGCUAAGAGCAAUGGCUAAGUUGCC
This is a messenger RNA of Triplophysa dalaica, 3209 nucleotides long. RefSeq names its product E3 SUMO-protein ligase ZBED1-like. The transcript has 6 exons. Bases 2058 to 3098 code for a protein of 346 amino acids. The record is from RefSeq and is a predicted model, not a curated record. Lineage: Eukaryota; Metazoa; Chordata; Actinopteri; Cypriniformes; Nemacheilidae. Gene Ontology annotation, molecular function: protein dimerization activity.